Molecule: messenger RNA, 1887 nt
Organism: Prorocentrum cordatum
Lineage: Eukaryota; Dinophyceae; Prorocentrales; Prorocentraceae
Source: the annotation of a GenBank genome assembly
AUGGAGCCGCUCGCGAAACGGCAGAGGCUCCUCGAUAUGUUGAGCAGGCGGAACUUCAGCGAUAGCGACGGCGUGGCGGCGCUUGCCGCGCUGGGGAGAGAUGAAGCGGCGUCUCGGCGAGAUGCGCGGGAGUGCGUGGAUACGUUCACUGCGGACUUUUUUGUUCAGCCGACGCUGCAAAGGCAGGGCGGCGACGCCUUUGACUGGACCAUCGCCAAGUAUCAACUUCUCCCCCCGAGGUGUCUUGCCCAGUGCGCGGGUUUCAGAGAGGAGUUCGAGAAUGCAGUGGCGAGGUCACCGAAUAGUUUCGACAGGCCGUGGCGCCUGGCGCUCUACAUAGAUGACGCGGCAUGGCUGCCCGUUGGCGUGCUGCGCGCCACCAUCGCUAAAGAUCUGCAGGGGGGGUUCCCAGCUGCGGCCAAGGCGCUCCUGCGUUCGCUCCUGCUCGGCUCCGACAGCGUCGCCGUGGCAGGCGCCAGCGUGCCGCGCGGUGGCCAAUCGCGGAUUAUGUAUUUCAAAUUUCAGCGGUUGAUCGGUGACGAAGUUGCGACGAAAGCGUUCUUCGACGCGAAAGGCUUUGGCGGCAUUAGGUGUUGUUCCAUAUCAUGCAAGAACGUAGUGAAGCUGAACAAAGAUGGCGUGACUGAUUCGCUGGUCGAUCAUCAGACUGGCACGUACCUGGUCGACGUUUCGUGCUCUGAUCCUUCGCAGUUCGACCCGGUGUCAGACGAGGACGUCUGGCGCACGCACGAUAUUCUGGAUGCCGUGUGCAGGCGUGGGGGUGCGUUGAAAACGGCACAGACAACGAUGGGAUUUUCUUUGAACGAACACGGCGUUCUGGCCGACAAGGGUCUUCGCCCACACGUGCUUCCACAUUCUUGCUUGUUGCGCGAUUGCAUGCGCGUGUACCUGGCAGGCGGCAUCGCGAAUAUCGAGAUUGGCUUGCUUUUUAAUGGCGUUGCUGAGUGUACUCCUGGGUUUUCCUUCCGUUUGCUGAAGACGUUCGCCGAGGCCGACUGGCAUUGGAACCCUGGAGGGUUGACCAGGAGCGAGUUCGCUGACAUAUUCAACGGGUCUCGGGAGAAGGCGUGGAAAUCAGGCGGUGUCUUUCGCGCGGGGGCCCCUGAACUAUUGUCUGCAUACCCAUUCAUCAGAUACUUUGUUGUUGAACACGUUCCCGCGCACAAGGUGCAGUUGGAGCGCCAGAGCUACCUCCGUCUCUGUGACGUUCUGGACAGCAUCAACGAGGCAAAGCACUAUUCCACGCCCGUUGCUAUGAAAGAUAUCAUGCGGCGUGCAGUUGGCCGUUUCCUUGACGCGCAUAAGGCCGCGUGCCGCCUCGACGCCAUCGUCCCAAAACAUCAUUAUCAGUGGCACGCUGUGUCAGACCAAGAGGACGACAUAUUUCUUGAUUGCUUUGUGUACGAAAGGAAGAACAAGAUCGCGAAGCAAUCAAUGACUCACAUCGCGAACGCGGCAGCAUUCGAGAAAAGCUCGGUCCAACAGCUUCUCGUCAAGGUGUUCCCAGCGAUGGGCAAAGUCAGGAUGACCGAAUUGUGCGAGCCCGUGGCGGUGAGCCAGCCGUUGUCCGACAAAUUUGGCCAGGUUUACGUCGUGUCCAAACAGAUGAGGUGGCGGGGCUUGCUGCUCAGAGUUGGCAGCGUGGUUUUCAUUCAGAACGCGGCGGUCGAGGUUCAAGUGUGCUUGUCCGCAGGUGGCGUUCUAGCGCUUAUCGUGGGAAAGCUUGCGCUGGUGCGUCGUGAGCCGCUCGGUGGGUACUCUAUCUGGACUGGAGCGGGACAGUCGGAGCUCCUGGUGCCCGAGGGUGCGCGCAAGGCGACUGGAUGGUUCCUCAAGAGCGACAACACGCUGGCGGUGAUUCACUGA